This is a messenger RNA of Brugia malayi, 2577 nucleotides long. Its product is annotated as DNA topoisomerase III beta-1, putative. NCBI's taxonomy places the organism in Eukaryota, Metazoa, Nematoda, Chromadorea, Rhabditida, Onchocercidae. Bases 1 to 2577 code for a protein of 858 amino acids. The record is from RefSeq and is a predicted model, not a curated record. The transcript has 21 exons. Gene Ontology annotation, molecular function: DNA binding; DNA topoisomerase type I (single strand cut, ATP-independent) activity. Gene Ontology annotation, cellular component: nucleus. Gene Ontology annotation, biological process: DNA topological change.
AUGGCUCCGCUGACGGUGAUGAUGGUGGCCGAAAAACCGAUGCUUGCAGAAUCCAUUGCAAAAAUCCUUGCCGAUGGGAAAGUUGAGAAAAGGAAAGGUUGGAACAAUGUUUGCUCGGUUUCUGAAUACUGUGGACAGUUCCAAGGACAGUCAGCUAUAUUCAAGGUAACAAGUACUUGUGGUCACAUUAUGUCUCUGGAUUUCCCACCAAAAAUGAAUAAUUGGGAAAAAGUUGAUCCAGUUAUGUUGUUUUCAUCAUCAACUGCGAAAAAGGAAGCAAAUCCAAAAAUGCGAAUGAAUGAGUAUCUCGCUUCGGAAGCAAAAGGUUGUGAUUUCUUGGUCUUGUGGUUGGAUUGCGAUAAAGAGGGCGAAAAUAUUUGCUUUGAAGUAAUUGAAGCAGUCAGAAAUUCAAUUAAAAAGUCAAAAACAGGAGAUAUUAUGGGAAAUGUUUAUCGGGCACAUUUCUCAGCCAUCACUGCGAAAGAUAUUAAGUCGGCAAUGCGGAAUCUUGGUCGUCCUAAUAUCAAUGAAAGCUUGUCCGUUGAUGCGCGUCAAGAAUUAGAUCUGAGAAUUGGUUGUGCCUUCACACGCUUCCAAACACGAUAUUUUCAAGGCAAAUAUGGUAAUCUUGAUAGCACAACCAUAUCUUUUGGUCCAUGCCAGACACCAACACUGGGAUUCUGUGUGACUCGUCAUGAUUUGAUUACACAGUUUAAGCCAGAGCCGUACUGGAUAUUAGUGGCAAUCUUCGAAACUUCGGCGGGUGAUACAUUAAAACCAACUCAUGUCAGAGGUCGUAUAUUUGAUAAAGAUGUUUGUCAGCUGUUUUUUGAUCGAAUUAAAAAGCAGAAUCAAGGUGUUGUUGUUGAUGUGAUCAGUUCGGAGUUGCGGAAAGAGCGUCCACAAGCUCUCAAUACCGUUGAGUUACUAAAGGUCGCUAGCAGUGGCCUAGGUCUUAGUCCAACGCAAACUAUGAGUACUGCAGAAUAUCUUUACACUAGGGGUUUCAUAAGUUAUCCACGAACGGAAACUACAGCAUAUCCUUCAAAUUUUGAUUUUUCUGAAGCUUUGCGACACCAGCAGAAUGAUAGCCGCUGGAAGGAUAUUGUAAAAAAGUUGUUAUCAGAAGGAAUAACAAAGCCUCGUAAUGGUGAAGAUAAAGGUGAUCAUCCGCCGAUAUCACCUUUGCGCGGCAAUGAUGGUUCACUCACCGGAGAUGCUUUAAAAAUAUAUGACUAUGUUACACAGCAUUUCAUUGCCACACUCAUGCAGCCGUGCAUAUAUCUUGUCAAGAGUAUAAAAAUCAAUAUCGCGAACGAAAUAUUUAUUGCAAAAAGCAAGUGUGUUAUCAAUUUGGGUUACACAGAAAUUAUGGUAUGGCAGAAAAUUGAGGAAGAUACACAGAAUUAUAAUAUAGUUAAAGGCUCAAAGCUCAAUUUAAAAGAUGCAAAAAUAUGUGAGUAUGCAACAACUCCACCGGAUUACCUCACUGAAUCAGAAUUGAUCUCGUUAAUGGAAAAGCAUGGUAUUGGGACGGAUGCAUCUAUCCCUGUCCACAUUAGUAAUAUUUGUCAGCGGAAUUAUGUUACUGUUGAAUCUAAAAGGCGUUUAAAACCAACAAAAUUAGGCAUUGCACUUGUACAUGGCUAUUGGAGAAUAGAUUCGGAACUAGUAUUACCUACGAUGCGGUCCGAAGUUGAAAGUCAGUUAAAUCUCAUUGCUAAAGGAUAUGCCGAUUUCUGCUCUGUCAAGAAUCAUGUGCUCGAAAAUUUCCGCCUUAAAUUUAUCUAUUUUGCAGAAAAUAUUAGUCUCGUGGACUCUCUUUUUGAAGAUUCAUUCACUUCACUUGCCGCUUCGGGAAAGCCAUUUAGCAGAUGUGGAAAAUGUCGACGUUUUAUGAAACUUGUCGCUUCCAAACCACAGCGUCUUCAUUGUCCAAAUUGUCAGGAUACAUAUUCAUUGCCUUCUGCUAAAGAUGGAUUACUGAGACUUCAUGGUGAAAACAAGUGCCCUUUGGAUGAUUUUGAUUUGAUUUACUGGCAAGGUCCCGGAGGAAAAUUAUCGAUGUCAUAUGUACUUUGUCCUUAUUGUUAUAAUAAUCCGCCGUUUGAGGGAAUGAAGAAAGGUUCAGGAUGUCACGAAUGUUGUAAUCCUGUGUGUCCUCAUUCGUUCCUAACGCUGGGAGUGGUUCAGUGUCCACGUCGAUGUGGCGCUGGUCAUGGAGUUUUGGUACUGGAUCCACAAUCUGCACCAAAAUGGCGUAUUUCUUGCAACAAAUGUUCUGCUGUUGUAGGUCUCUUCGAAGGUGCAUUGCGCGUUAAGGUUCUUACCAAGCAGUGUGAAGAUUGUGGUGCACAACUGUUUUUUGCUGAAUACAAGGAUAAGUCACCUUUGCCAGAGGAGAGAACCACGUAUAGGGGAUGUGUUUUUUGUGAUAAAUCUAUUUCACAUUUGGUGAAUUUUAAUCAUGCAUAUAGUGCGGAGCAGCCUAUUCAACGGCAACCUAUUAAUAUGCGACAAAAACGCGGUAGAGGUAUAUCAAUGAAAAGCCGUGGUCGAGUUACAUCAAGGAGAUAA